Malania oleifera is the source of this 3413-nucleotide messenger RNA. Its product is annotated as probable UDP-N-acetylglucosamine--peptide N-acetylglucosaminyltransferase SEC. The transcript has 28 exons. Gene Ontology annotation, molecular function: protein binding; protein N-acetylglucosaminyltransferase activity. The record is from RefSeq and is a predicted model, not a curated record. Bases 191 to 3133 code for a protein of 980 amino acids. Lineage: Eukaryota; Viridiplantae; Streptophyta; Magnoliopsida; Santalales; Ximeniaceae. Gene Ontology annotation, biological process: protein O-linked glycosylation.
GAUACAGAUAUACAGAGAGAGAGAGAGAGAGAGAGACUGAGAAGAGAGGAAGACGAGUUGUCAAAUCAAUCUUCUGUCCAUCGGGUGGAGUCUUCAGUACUCAAAUCUCCGCGUGCGAGAGGGUUGCUUUUGAUGAUCGUGGUCGAGAUCGGACGUCUCUGCCGUCUGAUUCGCCGGGGUUUUGGAUACGAUGAUUUCGUUAACUGACGGUGCGCGGCAGCACCAGCUGCAACAUCAGCUUUUGGGUUCUGCCGGGAUGCCUAGGAUGUCGUUGGCGGACGAAUCGUUUGUUCUGAAGUCGGAGCCUCCAUCGAGUCUCAAGCUCUUCAAGGGUUCUGAUUCUCACGAAGUUGAUGAAGAUGUGCAUAUGACACUUGCUCAUCAGCUCUACAAGGCUGGGAACUAUAAGCAGGCACUGGAGCAGAGCAAUAUUGUUUAUGAGAGAAGCCCACUACGAACUGAUAAUCUUCUUCUUUUGGGUGCUAUUUAUUAUCAGUUGCAUGAUUUCGAUAUGUGCAUUGCAAAAAAUGAAGAAGCUCUUAGAAUUGAGCCACAUUUUGCAGAAUGCUUUGGAAACAUGGCAAAUGCUUGGAAGGAAAAGGGCAACAUUGAUCUUGCAAUUCGCUACUAUCUGGUUGCCAUUGAGCUUCGGCCUAAUUUCUGUGAUGCCUGGUCGAACUUAGCUAGUGCAUACAUGCGUAAAGGGCGGCUUACUGAGGCAGCGCAAUGUUGUAGGCAGGCGCUUGCAUUAAAUCCUCUUUUGGUUGAUGCUCAUAGCAAUCUUGGGAAUUUAAUGAAGGCGCAGGGUUUGGUGCAAGAAGCAUACAGUUGCUACCUAGAGGCUUUACGAAUACAGCCAACUUUUGCUAUUGCCUGGUCAAAUCUUGCUGGUCUCUUUAUGGAAUCGGGAGAACUUAACAGAGCCCUUCAGUAUUAUAAGGAAGCAGUCAAGCUGAAACCCACAUUCCCUGAUGCCUAUCUAAACCUUGGAAAUGUUUAUAAGGCUUUGGGAAUGCCUCAAGAGGCUAUCAUGUGCUUCCAGCGUGCUCUUCAGACGCGACCAGACUAUGCAAUGGCUUUUGGUAAUUUGGCUAGCACAUACUAUGAGCAAGGCCAGCUGGAUUUGGCAAUUGUUCAUUAUAAGCAAGCUAUUGCAUGUGAUUCAGGAUUUUUGGAGGCUUACAAUAACUUGGGUAAUGCUCUCAAGGAUUCGGGUAGGGUGGAUGAAGCGAUGCAAUGCUACCAUCAAUGCCUUACACUACAACCUAGCCAUCCACAAGCGCUUACCAACCUUGGAAACAUAUAUAUGGAGUGGAACAUGAUGGCGGCGGCUGCUACAUAUUACAAGGCAACGUUGGCUGUGACAACUGGAUUAUCUGCUCCAUUUAAUAAUCUUGCAAUGAUAUAUAAGCAACAGGGCAAUUAUGCAGAUGCUAUAUCUUGCUAUAAUGAAGUUCUACGCAUUGAUCCUUUGGCCGCUGAUGGUCUUGUCAAUAGGGGCAACACAUAUAAGGAGAUUGGUAGAGUAAAUGAAGCAAUUCAGGACUAUGGACGUGCUAUUAGCAUUAGGCCUGCCAUGGCUGAAGCCCAUGCAAAUUUAGCUUCAGCUUAUAAGGACAGUGGGCAUGUGGAAUUAGCAGUAAAGAGUUAUAAACAGGCAUUGCUUCUGCGCCCCGAUUUUCCAGAAGCCACUUGUAACCUUCUGCACACGUUACAGUGUGUUUGCAGUUGGGAAGAUCGGGAUAAAAUGUUUGCUGAAGUAGAAGGAAUUAUCAGAAGACAGAUUAAGAUGUCCGUUCUUCCAAGUGUGCAACCUUUUCAUGCAAUAGCAUAUCCUAUUGAUCCGAUGCUUGCACUUGAAAUUAGCCGCAAAUAUGCUGCCCACUGCUCCAUGAUUGCAACUCGUUAUGGGCUUCCUGCCUUUAAGCAUCCUGCCUCAAUACCAAUAAGGAGUGAAGGUGGAAACAGAAGACUAAGAAUUGGAUAUGUUAGCAGUGACUUUGGUAAUCAUCCUUUAUCACAUCUUAUGGGCUCUGUAUUUGGCAUGCACAACAGAGAAAAUGUUGAGGUAUUCUGUUAUGCCUUAAGUCCAAAUGAUGGAAGUGAGUGGAGGCAGCGUAUCCAGUCUGAAGCUGAGCACUUCGUUGAUGUUUCUGCCAUGUCCUCAGAUUUGAUUGCUAAACUGAUUAAUGAAGAUAAAAUACAAAUCCUAGUCAAUCUUAAUGGCUAUACAAAGGGGGCCAGGAAUGAAAUAUUUGCCAUGCAGCCUGCACCUAUUCAGGUCUCGUACAUGGGGUUCCCUGGCACCACUGGUGCAACUUAUAUAGAUUACUUGGUCACUGAUGAGUUUGUCUCUCCUUCAUGUUACUCUCACAUUUACUCAGAAAAGCUUGUCCAUCUUCCUCAUUGUUACUUUGUAAAUGAUUAUAGGCAGAAAAAUCGAGAUGUGUUGGAUCCAAACUGCCAGCAUAAGAGAUCGGAUUAUGGUCUUCCUGAGAACAAAUUUAUUUUUGCUUGCUUCAAUCAGUUGUACAAGAUGGAUCCUGGAAUUUUUAAUACUUGGUGCAAUAUUCUUAAACGUGUACCUAACAGUGCAUUGUGGCUACUCAAAUUUCCUGCUGCAGGCGAGCCCAGGCUACGUGCAUAUGCUGUUGCACAGGGAGUGCAGCCAGACCAAAUUAUCUUCACAGAUGUUGCCAUGAAAAAUGAACAUAUCAGACGUAGUGCUUUAGCAGACCUCUUCCUUGACUCGCCUUUGUGUAAUGCGCACACCACAGGUACUGAUAUUCUCUGGGCUGGUUUGCCAAUGAUAACAUUGCCCCUCGAGAAAAUGGCUACAAGGGUUGCUGGCUCACUUUGCCUAGCCACUGGUGUUGGGGAGGAGAUGAUUGUUAACAGCACAAAGGAGUACGAGGAGAAGGCAGUCUCAUUGGCUCUGAAUCGCCCGAAGCUCCAGGCUCUUACCAAUAAACUGAAGGCUGCACGUUUGAGUUGCCCGCUAUUCGACACAAUACGCUGGGUGAGGAAUCUGGAGAGGGCAUAUUUCAAAAUGUGGAAUCUCUAUUGCUCAGGUCAACAUCCCCAACCAUUCAAAGUCGCUGAGAAUGAUCCCGACUUCCCUUAUGAUAGAUAGAUGGGAAGGAAGGAAAGGAUUUUUAUUUUUUUGUAGAAAAAAGCAUUUGAAAGGAAAAGUAUGGAUGGUAAAUUUACUAAUCUGUGAGAGGUGUUACCUUUUAUGAUCGUGCGGUUAAAUACACAAUGUAGGGUGGUGGUCUUUGUGUGACUCGAACCAUUUGAAUUUUGCCAUCCCUGCUGUUAAGUAAAAUUGAGAAAUCCCAGGUCCCAAUCUUUUGUCCUUGUAAACUUUUAUGUGUUUCCUUUUAUUAUAAGAUUAAUAUGAACCUUUAUAAGCC